UAGUAAGAGGUUAUAAAGGUGGGAUCAAUCCCAGCAGAAAAGUGUCACCUGAAAGAUGUUGGGUCUUGUUUAGAAGCCAGAUUGCCUUCACUUACGAUACCAUUCCUCUGUUAAGAUGUUCCUGAAUGUGCUGUGGACGAUUGCCGUUCUUGCUGCACUUGUCAGUUCCACGGAGCUCGAGGAGACAUGCAUACGUGGAGAAUGUCGGGAUUUCUUCGGUCGGUGUCUGAGCGUCAACCGGACCAAUCAGGUGUGUCGAGAUAUCGACGGAUUGUGUCGGAGUGACGGAGAACGCUGGGAUUACAUUAACUGUUUGACUCUGGAAUGUCGGAGCCACAGGAUAAUUGUCGUCAGUCGUAAAUGUCAUAGUGCUGGAGAGUGUUUGAUCAUGUCCACAGAAAACCAGUUGUGUCGGGACCACUUUGGAAACUGUCGGAGACCCGGAAGUCGAUGGAAGUACAAAUGUCACGAAUUGACGUGUCGGCGAAACAAGGCUUCAAUUGUUAAUGCCAAAUGUUGUGUCCGAGAUUCAAAAGGUUGUAUCAAGCCACUUGAAUGCCGCUCCCCUGGAGAAAUCUGGACAGUUCCAGGGAAGGGAACGCCCCAGACAUGCGCAGUGACCAAGAACAAGAAAGGGCGUCUCCAUUUCCGCUACAUCACACCGCCAUACUGAAGACAUUCCUGGAAACAAUUUUAAAACUAUUCAACAAUAAAAAAAAAAAAGUGUUGUACAAA
This is a messenger RNA of Ostrea edulis (European flat oyster), 735 nucleotides long. RefSeq lists its product as uncharacterized. The record is from RefSeq and is a predicted model, not a curated record. The coding region runs from base 116 to 673 and encodes 185 amino acids. The transcript is spliced from 5 exons. NCBI's taxonomy places the organism in Eukaryota, Metazoa, Mollusca, Bivalvia, Ostreida, Ostreidae.